CAUUGGCACCCUUUAAUAGAACAUAAAGCCGCAGAUCGACCGGUGUGUAUGUUUGCCAGAUGAGUUGAUGUUUGCGCAGUGCUUUGCUGUGCUAGGAGCCGGAGAAACUUCCUAUUUUCUGUACUGCAUGAUGAACUUUCAAGACGGCGAUGAGCCAUACGCCAUGUUUGCUUCAUGAAUUCACGGAUAUGUUUGUAUUAGUUUUUCUUACUUCGUCUCCGUCACGAGUUAGUAAGGCAGAACUAUUGAGCAGCUGGAGCAAAGACUUCACAAGAAAAGAGCAAUGAAAGACGACAAAGACAAGAAAAGCAGAAUAAGCCGCCUACUCACGAAGUCGGGUUCUCACGAAAAUGUCAGCCCUGAAAAAAUGGCAACCACAAAGAACAGCGAUGUUUCUCCAGAAGCUGCUUUACAAUGGGGUGAAUCCUUUGAAGAACUACUAAGACAUUCAGAUGGAGUGGAAAUGUUCAGCAAGUUCCUGAAGUCAGAAUUUAGUGAAGAGAACAUUCAGUUCUGGUUGGCAUGUAAUGACUACAAGAGUACUCGUUCUGAUAGUAAACGCCUCAACAAAGCCAAGACGAUAUACGCUUUGUACAUUGAGGCAGAUGCCCCAAAAGAGAUAAACAUCGACCACCCGACGAAGGUGACCAUCCAGCAAAACAUCCGCCUCCCCACGGUGUCCUGCUUCGACGUGGCACAGAGUAAAGUCUUCAGCCUCAUGAAAAAGGACUCUUACCCCAGGUUCCUUCAGUCUAACAUGUACCUGCGAAUCAUCAAGAGAAAGAAUCCCGGCAGCACCAUGUACAGGCGGCGAUCUAGAUCCUGCGUCUUUAGCGAUCACGCGGAAGCCACCAGCAACGCCGACGUCUGGUUAUAGCCAAUCGCAGAGGCGUCGUUUGUCAUCAUAACGAAAUUUUCUGAAAUAUCCACUGUUGUCGUGACUUAAUAUAUUAUAUGAGCAUAUAAGCUUUGUAGUCAUUUAUUGACACAUGCAAGUGUCACAAAUACUACAACAAUAUAUUAAUUUUGCAAUAAUUAACACUGCUUGGAUUAAAUAAAUUAUUUUAAGUAACCUAUCAGCACAUUAGUCAUGGAUCUCUUUUGAUUUGUACAUUAUAUUUAUUCUAUGAGUAAUUCUGAUGACUACAAACAUGUUAAAUCUUUGCCUGGAUGCUUUACAACCUGGAAUAAAAUGCAGAAGAACAACAAA
This is a messenger RNA of Paramormyrops kingsleyae, 1210 nucleotides long. It is a transcript of the gene rgs18, whose product is annotated as regulator of G protein signaling 18. NCBI's taxonomy places the organism in Eukaryota, Metazoa, Chordata, Actinopteri, Osteoglossiformes, Mormyridae. The record is from RefSeq and is a predicted model, not a curated record.